This is a messenger RNA of Zea mays, 4153 nucleotides long. RefSeq names its product protein STRUBBELIG-RECEPTOR FAMILY 8. The transcript has 17 exons. Gene Ontology annotation, molecular function: protein kinase activity; protein binding; ATP binding. The record is from RefSeq and is a predicted model, not a curated record. NCBI's taxonomy places the organism in Eukaryota, Viridiplantae, Streptophyta, Magnoliopsida, Poales, Poaceae. Gene Ontology annotation, biological process: protein phosphorylation. The coding region runs from base 390 to 2663 and encodes 757 amino acids.
AACCGACACGACAUUUGAACGAUAUAAUCCGCACUCUUCCUGCACUCCUCUUUUUCCCUCCCAAAAACCAAAAUCCCUAAACCCUACCGGCCACAGCACCUCGCAAGCACUCGCAUCAUUCCGCAGGCCACGCCGGGCGAUUCGCCCCGCUACGGCUGCCUUGCUCCUCCAAUCCGCGAUCGGGGUACGUGAUCCAAGCGCGAUCUCGCGGGUCGGCGCGGAAUUGGGAGAGGAAUUCAAACGGUGUCGGAAGCGUGCGGUUCCCCGGAAGCUCCCAGAACGUUCGGGGCCUCCCUGCUCCGGUCCGUUAUCCGGCUACACAAGACGACCUAGGAUUUCUCAAGGGGUUGGCGCGGUGGAUUUGUUGGGCGCGCGCGCGAGCGGUUGGAAUGGGGGCGCCGCGCCACCUCCUUGACGUAGCGAUGCUCUGCGCCUUGUUCGUCUCCGCCGCGUCCUUCACCGACCCCCCUGAUGCGUUAGGACUUUUGGGGUUAUAUCACACAUUGGAGUCGCCGUGGCAACUUUCUGGUUGGACAUUCCAGGGCGGUGACCCAUGUGGUGAGGGUGGUGGGAGUAAACACUGGCGAGGCGUCUUUUGCAAGGGACCAUCCAUUGUUGCAAUAAAUAUUAGUGGGCUCGGAGUUGGUGGAUGGCUUGGCCCAGACCUGCUCAAGUUUCAGUCAUUGAAAAAGCUGGACAUGAGCUUCAAUAACAUUGCUGGCGAAAUCCCGUCCACUUUGCCCCCAAAUGUUGAAUACUUAAAUCUGGCAGCCAACAAGUUUGAAGGAAAUAUACCAUCAUCAUUACCCUGGUUGCGCUCCCUGAAAUAUUUGAACUUUAGCUACAAUAAACUCUCUGGAGUAAUUGGUGAUGUUUUUGUUAAUAUGGAUAGCUUAGAAACGAUGGAUCUGUCAUUCAAUGCUUUCAAUAGUGACCUACCAAGAUCGUUUAGCUCAUUGACUAGUCUUCGCUAUCUUUAUCUACAGCAUAACGAGUUCACAGGAUCUGUGAUUUUGUUAGCAGGCCUUCCAUUGUCAUCCCUCAAUAUUGAAAAUAAUCACUUCAGUGGCUAUGUUCCUGGAACAUUUCAGUCCAUUCCUGAGCUGAGGAUUGAUGGAAACCAAUUUCAACCUGGAUUCAAACUUGCAUCCUCGUCAUUUACUAGGAAGACCCCUGCAGCUCCACCUCAAUCUUUGCCUCCACCUCCACUUCAAUCUCCAUCUCCAUCUCCAUCUCCACUAGCAGCUCAGCAGAAACCAAAGCGAAGGCCAAAAUCUCCAAAGCCUUCUUUUGGGUAUUCUUCUCUGCAAAAUAAUAGUCACCAUAGGAAGUCACACUCUCGAGUGACAGCUGCUGCAAUGGCUAGUGCCACAUGUACAGUAUUUGUACUCCUCGUUGUUGGAUUGGUUCUGAGAAGUCGAAAAAGCUGUUCAUGCAGCCCCAAGAGCACCUCUAACCAUGCCAAGACUUUACCAGCCAAUAUGGAAACAGUCCCUACAGCGAAUGAGGUCUUGUACUCUUGGAGUUCUCUAUUGAUUGGCAGUGAUACUUCCUCUAGUAAUGGCAUUACAUCUGAAAGAGUUCCCAAAAUAAAAAGUUGGUUCAAGGCAUCUAAAAAACUUCUAACUGCAAAACAGUUUCCAGCUGCAGACAUUCUAGCGGCUACCAAGGACUUCAAUGAAGAAUGUUUUAUUGGUGAAGGUCUCACUGGUCGAGUUUACAGAGGUGAAUUUUCUGAUGGCCAGCUCCUUGCUAUCAAGAGGAUUGACAUGGUAGAUCUGUCAUUGUCAGAACAAGAUGAAUUAAUGGACAUGCUUUGGAAUGUCUCCAGAUUAAAACACCCCAAUAUCAGUGCGCUCGUGGGAUAUUGUGUGGAGUUUGAACAUUGUGCACUUCUAUAUGAAUAUGCAGAAAAUGGCUCUCUUGAUGAUAUUUUGUUUGCACCAGCCACAAGAUCCAUGGCUUUGUCAUGGAAAGCUCGGAUGAAGAUUGCUCUUGGAGUUGCCUAUGCUCUGGAAUACAUGCACUUGACAUAUUCCCCUCCAGUUGCCCAUGGAAACAUUAAAGCUAGAAAUAUUUUGCUUGAUGCUCAGCUCAUGCCCUACCUCUGUGACUGUGGGUUAGCCAAGUUAAGCCAUUUUGUUAGCACCACGAGAAUGAAGGAUUCAGAAGCUAUCAUCAGUGCUAAAGGCUAUGCUGCCCCUGAGCUUAGUGAUCCUGGAGCAAAUGACAUCAAAGCUGAUAUUUACAGUUUUGGUGUUAUUUUGCUUGUGCUUUUGACUGGGCAAAAGGCUUUUGACAGUUCAAGAAGGCAAAGUGAUCAGUUUCUAGUAGAUUGGGCAGCUCCUCAUCUUGAUGAUCUUGAUUCAUUGGAAAGAAUUACUGAUCCAAGAAUAAGUGGCUCUAUGCCACCUAAAGCUAUCUCUUCAUUAGGCAUUAUCAUCUUGCUUUGCGUCAAGCAAUCACCAGAUCUCCGCCCGCCCAUGACAAUCAUAACGGACAAAUUAGUAAAGCUUGUCGAAUCAACAGGUCUUCAAAAGAUUAGCACAACACGCCACUUGGAGAUUGAUGCUCAGGAUCCCUCUUUCAUAACAACUCGACCUUAUUUUGAGCCGUCCUCUACUGUCAGUCAGGGUGGAACUGAGAGCUGCAUCUCACGGUGAUGAAUGCCCGUUCUUCCUCUAUUCUUCUGGGUCUUAUGCUGCCUUAUAUAGUCGAUGGCACUCCAAGUAUCUCGAGUUCUCAACCGUCGUCGCACCUCUUUCUGCAUUUCUUAUCAUGCCAAUUGGUGAUGGUCAAAGCUGCUGUGAUGCAACGCUCUGACUACCAUGGACGACUGGAAUACAGGUAGACACCGCCAUUGUUAUCAACGGAGAAAGGACUAGAACAAACCCCGCCAUCCUGUCCUGGAGAAACUGGUUCAAUCUUGGUUAGCGGUUACCCGUACAGUUACUACUACUUACGGGAGUUCUUUGCCCGUCUAUUUGGGACAAGAGUAACCUGAGCUCGCGUGGGGAUGAUAUUUUGGAUGCUCUUUUCUGGUUUGUUCAUAUACGCAGCAAGCAAGCCUUAUUAGGUGCGUGUCUCAUGGCCCUUCACGUAUUCCAACCAUAGUUAUACAUAUAGCACUUAAACCCUCACCAACCUUAGUUACACAUUUAACACUUAAACCCUUCACUAGCUCGCUAUUAGUCCAGACAUGACACUGGUAUGCCCUGGUAUGAUGGGAGGUUUAAGUACGUACGACUUUGGUUGGAUGAUUGGAUCAUGAUUUAAAAUCCAGGAGGCUCACAUACUUGCACCUAAGAUUUGCUUGUGUAACCGUCGUUACCUUGAGACAAUGGCUUUUAGAUUGUGAUCCAAUCGUAGUUGCUAAUUUUAGCAUUUAAACCCCCACCAUACCAGUGCGUACCAGUGACAUGUCUGGACUAUUAGUGACCUAAGGGGGGAGGGGGGUAAAUGCUAAAUGUGUCGUUUGCACACUCACCUAUGUCUUACUUGCACAACAGUCAUUGCCCCAUCUCACUUCCUGUAGUUUGUUUUUUUUGGAUAAGGAAGAUUUUUAUUGCAUUUCCUUAUCAAAAAACAAACAAACUAUAGGACAAUGAAUACUUUUGAAAUAACGAACAUCUCUAGACCUAUGUAAUAACAAGAUGCACACAACCGAGGAAAGCAAGUAAAAAGAAAAAAAGAAACAUGACAUGCAUACUUUUAAUACUCUCAAUCGUAUGACUAGAUUGCCACCCAUGUGCUUGGGAUAAGAAUGUCAUGGCCAUUUGCUUCAAAUGCUUUAAAGCCUCCAUCACCAUAGAAUGUUGUUCGUGUCUCUACAACUUGAUCCAAGAUUGUAACUAGUGGGUAGUAGUGAAAAUAACAUGCGGAGGAGUCACAAAGUUUUUUUUUGAAAAAUCAGAUUGUUUGUACUAGGCCACAGAGACUGACAGAUGGUUGCUACUUCUAGUAGGGAUAUUUUUAAUUUUUUUGUCAAAGUGUUAAAGCGAAUUCUCGAACAUAUUUGAGGUGGAUGUUGGUUUUGGGAUUUUGAACGCCCAAAACAUGUUCUAAACCAGAUGAGCAAAAUGGCAUUCAAAAAAAUAUGUAAUGUAUCGUUUUGUUGUCUUGAUAGAAAAUACAUGCUUUACUUUCCUUCCAA